Molecule: messenger RNA, 2034 nt
Organism: Solanum verrucosum
Lineage: Eukaryota; Viridiplantae; Streptophyta; Magnoliopsida; Solanales; Solanaceae
Product: glutamyl-tRNA reductase 1, chloroplastic-like
Exons: 3
Coding region: 127-1785 (552 amino acids)
Biological process (GO): tetrapyrrole biosynthetic process
Molecular function (GO): NADP binding; glutamyl-tRNA reductase (NADP+) activity
Source: RefSeq, a predicted model, not a curated record
UAUACCAAACCCAUCACCUCCAUACCUAUUCCAUUCUGUCACCUGUUCCGAAUUUCGAUUACAAAUCUGGGUUUCGGAGCUCUCUCGCCAUUGCCGCUAUUGCUGUUUUCUACAAAUUGUGUUUCAAUGGCGGUUGCGAGUAGCUUUAUGACAGGUGGCAGUUUCAAUUGUGAUUAUUUAAGUUCUACGUCUUGUUCUUCGUCGUCUUCUCCUUCUGUGGAUCAUCAAGUUAGAUUUUUUGGGAGUCGUCGAAGAAUUAAGCCGUUAGUAUAUUGGACGAGAUCGCAUUCGUUGAGCCCUAAAUGUGAGUUAUCAUCCAACUCGGUGGUGAAAAAUGGCAAAAAGGAAUCUAGAACAUCGAGUCUUUCUGCUUUGGAACUUCUCAAAACAUCUGCUGCUGAUCGAUAUACAAAGGAGAGUAGCAGCAUCAUGGUUAUUGGACUUAACAUUCACACAGCACCAGUUGAAGUGCGGGAAAAAGUUUCUAUCCCAGAAGCACAAUGGCCUCAAGCAAUUCGCGAACUGUGUUCCUUGAAUCAUAUAGAGGAAGCUGCUGUAUUGAGUACUUGUAACAGAAUUGAAAUAUAUGUUCUGGCGCUUGCCCAAAAUCGUGGAAUUAAAGAAGUGACUGAGUGGAUGUCUAAGUUUAGUGGAGUUCCAGUUACAGAGCUAUGCCAACACCGGUUUUUGCUAUACAAUCAAGAUGCCACACAACACCUGUUUGAAGUAGCUGCUGGACUAGAUUCCCUAGUCCUGGGAGAAGGUCAAAUUCUUGCACAGGUCAAGCAGGUUGUUAAGAAUGGACAGGGGGUCCCUGGCUUUGGUAGGAAAAUAAGUGAGCUAUUUAAGCGUGCAAUCACAACUGGUAAGAGGGUAAGAACUGAGACCAAUAUCUCCAGCGGAUCAGUAUCAGUCAGUUCAGCGGCGGUUGAGCUUGCUCUGCUGAAACUUCCAGAGUAUUCUUCUUCUACGGCUCGUGUGUUAAUUGUUGGAGCUGGCAAGAUGGGAAAGCUUGUGAUCAGACAUUUGGUUGCUAAAGGGUGUAAAAAGAUGAUUGUCGUUAACAGGACAGAGGACAGAGUUGCUGCCAUCCGUGAGGAGUUGAUGGAUGCUGAUAUAGUAUACAAACCUUUCUCAGAAUUGUUAGCAUGUGCUGCUCAGUCUGAUGUAAUAUUCACCUGCACUGCUUCGAAAGCUCCUUUAUUCAUAAAGGAGAGUGUUCAAGCUCUCCCUUCUGUGAACUCUGAAGAUGGGUGCCGGAGGCUAUUUAUCGAUAUUUCUGUUCCUCGGAAUGUGGAGCCUAGUGUCGCAGAACUUGAAGGUGCAGGUGUUUACAAUGUGGAUGAUCUUAAAGAGGUUGUGGAAGCUAAUAAGGAGGAUCGGUUGCGGAAGAAAAUGGAAGCUGAGACCAUCAUUGCUGAGGAAGUGAAACAAUUUGAAGCACUUAAAGACUCCCUUGAGACCGUUCCAACUAUAAAAAAGCUCAGGGCAUAUGCUGAAAGAAUUAGGUCUGCUGAGGUUGACAAAUGUUUGUCUAAGAUGGGUGAUGAUAUCCCCCAAAACAAGAAGAAGGCCAUCUAUGAUCUCAGUUUAGGGAUAGUAAACAAGCUGCUACACGGACCAAUGCAGCAUCUGAAAUGCGAUGGAGCAGAAAACCGAACUUUGAGUGAAAUACUUGAAAAUAUGCACGCCCUUAACAGAAUAUUUGGUCUUGAUACAGAGAUUUCUGUAUUGGAAGAGAAAGUACGAGCCAAGAUAGAACAAAAUCAAAAGCAUUCCUCUUGAGGUUCUUUUGCCAUUCAGCUAGAAAAGGUCAAUAACGUUCAGCAAAGUUCAAUCAGGAAUGAUCAUCGUUUCAGAUCCUUCCCUGACAGUUUGCUAGUUUUAACUGUAUCAAAUUGAAGUACACAGAACACGAUGAAAUUCUUUUUUUUUAGGCCAUAGGUAGCCAACAUUACACGAGGGAUUCCCUCAGAUUGCGGGAAAGUCUGCCAUAGUUGCAGUUGUAUUUCUUACAGAAGAGUAUAUAUCCAU